Messenger RNA from Lolium perenne, 2189 nucleotides. RefSeq names its product zinc finger protein STAR3. Lineage: Eukaryota; Viridiplantae; Streptophyta; Magnoliopsida; Poales; Poaceae. Gene Ontology annotation, biological process: response to aluminum ion; response to acidic pH. The record is from RefSeq and is a predicted model, not a curated record.
CCCGCACACUCAUCAGAGAGGUCAAACCAGCUUGAGUAAUUAAACACUUCUUCUCGAGCAGCGCGAUCGAGAGGGAGGCGCAGCAGUCCUAGCAUUAAUCAAACAAUUUACGCCACAAUUAUUUGCCGGCGCGGCCACUGGCUAAACAAGACGAUCCCCCUGCCCAUCUCGAUCUUGGAUUCGAGCGAUUCUGCCACUGAUUUUAAGCCAGCUCACCCAUGUAGUCCCGUUUCUUGGUUACUUCCUUCUCCUUCCUCUCCUGGCCUCUCCAAGACUCCAUUGUUCCUGGAGAUUAAUUGAGGCGUUCUCGCCGAUGAGCGUCUCCUGCUGCUCUUCUUUGGGUACUAGGUGAUUUCCGGCAAGAUCCAGGUUUCAUGCUUCCUAACUUAUUGUUGACGGAAGGGGUGGUCUGUUCCCCUCUUCUCAGAGAUCUUGCUUGGAUUGGAAGGGCAAGGGGAGCACUCUUGGAUUGGAAUUGGAUGUCUUAGUGGUCUUGGAUCAAAGUAUGUACAGGUUCAAUCUUCAGGUGUAGAAUGCUCACCAACUGACGUUGUUUGGCUUCAAAUAUCUAAACAGGCUACAUUCUCCUUAUUUCAAACACGUGGCUCUAUAGAAGUUGACGAUGGACCGCGGCAAGAAUAUCAUCCAGGAGGAAUCUGCAAACUUCAGCUCAUGUCCUCUGAUUUCAAACUACCAGGGCAGUUCAGAGAAUCUGCUCCUUGACAUGGGGAUCCAACAUCCCUUUCCAGCAUUUACCUCACCAUUGGAUGCUGCACCAUCCGCCAGCAUCCCACACAUGGAUUGGAACCCGGAUACCAUGCUUGACAACCUCACAUUUAUUGAAGCUAAGAUUGGGCAAGUAAAAAAUGUUAUCCGUUCAAUGGUUGGCAAUGGUGGCCAGUUAUGGACUGAACCAGGGCAGCAGCAACAACAACAGCAGGUCAAUGCAGACCUGACAUGCCUCAUAGUUCAGCUCAUCUCUACUGCUGGGAGCCUUCUCCCGUCACUGAAGAACUCAUCCUUUUUGAGUCACCCCCCUGCAGGGCAGAUGGUUAAUCUUGCUGGCACAAGCUCAAACUCGAAUCCUAAUGCAGCCGUCUCUGAAGAUCACAAGGAGGAAUUGGGUAGCCCUGACUACGAAGAGUUCUUCACGGGAUUGACUGAUGGUGCUGUGGAGGGUAUUGACAUUGAGAAUGUUGUUGUCAAGGAUCACGAUGUCAAGGAUGGCAAUGAAGGCGGUGAGGCUGGCAUGGAUGGAGAUAGCCUACCGCCGGGCUCGUAUGAGCUCUUGCAGCUAGAGAAGGAUGAGAUCUUGGCUCCACACACACAUUUCUGCGCCAUCUGUGGAAAGGGCUUCAAGAGGGAUGCGAACCUGCGGAUGCACAUGAGAGGGCAUGGCGACGAGUACAAGAGCCCUGCCGCGCUGGCCAAACCACCUAGAGACGCGAGCAUGGACCAAGACACCGUCGUGAAGAGGUACUCAUGCCCGUUUGCCGGGUGCAAGCGGAACAAGCUGCACAAGAGCUUCCUUCCCCUCAAGACGAUUCUGUGCGUGAAGAACCACUACAAACGGAGCCACUGCGAGAAGAGCCACACCUGCAGUCGGUGUCAUGCCAAGAAGUUCUCCAUCAUGGCUGACCUGAAGACACACGAAAAGCACUGUGGCCAGGUUAAGUGGCUGUGCUCUUGCGGCACAACCUUCUCAAGGAAGGACAAGCUCUUCGCACACGUGGGGCUGUUCAAGGGCCACACGCCGUUGUUGCCGGUGGACGAGCCCGAGGCCGCAGAUAAGGUGGCUCACGCAGGAGGCCAUCAAGAACCAGCUAAGGUUGAAAUCUCCAUGGGUAGUAGCUUCAUGUGGGGUAACUCUUCAGGCAAUGGCGGUGAGCCGUUAGGUGUCAGUGGGCUCGACGGCUGCAGCGACGACUUCCUUUGUACAUCGAAUUUUGGCUCCUUUGGCUUCGGUUUGGGGCAAUGCCAUGGGUUUCCAGAAGAUCAGUCCGAGGGGUUAUUCCAGAUGCUGCCUUCGGACCACUACCAAAGUGGUGAAAAGAAUGGGGAGAGCUAACAUCCAGACAGUUCAUUCUUCACCCCUAAGUUUCAGAUGUAGUACCACUAGUCCUGGUCUUCAGCAAUCCUCCCUCACGCUGUAGAAUAGUCCCUUUGUUCUUCAUGGCAUGGCAUUGUAC